This is a messenger RNA of Bufo gargarizans (Asiatic toad), 2829 nucleotides long. RefSeq lists its product as uncharacterized. The transcript is spliced from 4 exons. Bases 1 to 2829 code for a protein of 942 amino acids. The record is from RefSeq and is a predicted model, not a curated record. NCBI's taxonomy places the organism in Eukaryota, Metazoa, Chordata, Amphibia, Anura, Bufonidae.
AUGGCUGCAAAUCACAGGAAGACGAGGAAGACUGGAAACUCUGCAACAGAGAAUCACUUCCUGCUGACGAGAACUGCAUUAUAUAGAGAGCUCUGCCCUCCCAGUACUGGCCUCUCCUCCCAGUACACCCUCCCAUACAGCUUCCCAGCACUGUCCUCUCCUCCCAGUACAGCCUCCCAGUACUGGGCUCUCCUCCCAGUACAGGCCUCUCCUCCCAGUACACCUAGUACAGCCUCCCAGUACUGGCCUCUCCUCCCAGUACAACCUCCCAGUACUGUCCUCUACUAUUCCUCCAUUCCACGCGGUCCAACCGUCCUCUACUAUUCCUCCAUUCCACGCGGUCCAACCGUCCUCUACUAUUCCUCCAUUCCACGCGGUCCAACCGUCCUCUACUAUUCCUCCAUUCCACGCGGUCCAACCGUCCUCUACUAUUCCUCCAUUCCACGCGGUCCAACCGUCCUCUACUAUUCCUCCAUUCCACGCGGUCCAACCGUCCUCUACUAUUCCUCCAUUCCACGCGGUCCAACCGUCCUCUACUAUUCCUCCAUUCCACGCGGUCCAACCGUCCUCUACUAUUCCUCCAUUCCACGCGGUCCAACCGUCCUCUACUAUUCCUCCAUUCCACGCGGUCCAACCGUCCUCUACUAUUCCUCCAUUCCACGCGGUCCAACCGUCCUCUACUAUUCCUCCAUUCCACGCGGUCCAACCGUCCUCUACUAUUCCUCCAUUCCACGCGGUCCAACCGUCCUCUACUAUUCCUCCAUUCCACGCGGUCCAACCGUCCUCUACUAUUCCUCCAUUCCACGCGGUCCAACCGUCCUCUACUAUUCCUCCAUUCCACGCGGUCCAACCGUCCUCUACUAUUCCUCCAUUCCACGCGGUCCAACCGUCCUCUACUAUUCCUCCAUUCCACGCGGUCCAACCGUCCUCUACUAUUCCUCCAUUCCACGCGGUCCAACCGUCCUCUACUAUUCCUCCAUUCCACGCGGUCCAACCGUCCUCUACUAUUCCUCCAUUCCACGCGGUCCAACCGUCCUCUACUAUUCCUCCAUUCCACGCGGUCCAACCGUCCUCUACUAUUCCUCCAUUCCACGCGGUCCAACCGUCCUCUACUAUUCCUCCAUUCCACGCGGUCCAACCGUCCUCUACUAUUCCUCCAUUCCACGCGGUCCAACCGUCCUCUACUAUUCCUCCAUUCCACGCGCUCCAACCGUCCUCUACUAUUCCUCCAUUCCACGCGCUCCAACCGUCCUCUACUAUUCCUCCAUUCCACGCGCUCCAACCGUCCUCUACUAUUCCUCCAUUACACGCGCUCCAACCGUCCUCUACUAUUCCUCCAUUACACGCGCUCCAACCGUCCUCUACUAUUCCUCCAUUACACGCGGUCCAACCGUCCUCUACUAUUCCUCCAUUACACGCGGUCCAACCGUCCUCUACUAUUCCUCCAUUACACACGGUCCAACCGUCCUCUACUAUUCCUCCAUUACACACGGUACAACCGUCCUCUACUAUUCCUCCAUUCCACACAGUACAACCGUCCUGUACUAUUCCUCCAUUACACGCUGUCCAACCGUCCUCUACUAUUCCUCCAUUACACGCGCUCCAACCGUCCUCUACUAUUCCUCCAUUACACGCGCUCCAACCGUCCUCUACUAUUCCUCCAUUACACACAGUACAACCGUCCUCUACUAUUCCUCCAUUACACACAGUACAACCGUCCUCUACUAUUCCUCCAUUACACACAGUACAACCGUCCUCUACUAUUCCUCCAUUACACGCUGUCCAACCGUCCUCUACUAUUCCUCCCUUACACACAGUACAACCGUCCUCUACUAUUCCUCCAUUACACGCGCUCCAACCGUCCUCUACUAUUCCUCCAUUCCACACGGUCCAACCGUCCUCUACUAUUCCUCCAUUACACACGGUCCAACCGUCCUCUACUAUUCCUCCAUUACACGCAGUACAACCGUCCUCUACUAUUCCUCCAUUACACGCUGUCCAACCGUCCUCUACUAUUCCUCCAUUACACACGGUCCAACCGUCCUCUACUAUUCCUCCAUUACACACAGUACAACCGUCCUCUACUAUUCCUCCAUUACACACAGUACAACCGUCCUCUACUAUUCCUCCAUUACACGCUGUCCAACCGUCCUCUACUAUUCCUCCAUUACACACGGUCCAACCGUCCUCUACUAUUCCUCCAUUACACGCAGUACAACCGUCCUCUACUAUUCCUCCAUUCCACGCGGUCCAACCGUCCUCUACUAUUCCUCCAUUCCACGCGGUCCAACCGUCCUCUACUAUUCCUCCAUUCCACGCGGUCCAACCGUCCUCUACUAUUCCUCCAUUACACACGGUCCAACCGUCCUCUACUAUUCCUCCAUUACACGCAGUACAACCGUCCUGUACUAUUCCUCCAUUACACACAGUACAACCGUCCUCUACUAUUCCUCCAUUACACACAGUACAACCGUCCUCUACUAUUCCUCCAUUACACACAGUACAACCGUCCUCUACUAUUCCUCCAUUACACACAGUACAACCGUCCUCUACUAUUCCUCCCUUACACACAGUACAACCGUCCUCUACUAUUCCUCCAUUACACACGGUACAACCGUCCUCUACUAUUCCUCCAUUACACACAGUACAACCGCCCUCUACUAUUCCUCCAUUCCACGCGGUCCAACCGUCCUCUACUAUUCCUCCAUUACACACAGUACAACCGUCCUCUACUAUUCCUCCAUUCCACGCGGUCCAACCGUCCUCUACUAUUCCUCCAUUACAAGCGGCAGCAUCACCUCAGCCUGGACUGACAGCAAGGAAAGAUAA